UUGAUAAAGACGACGACACAGACAUGGUGGAGUAAACAUUGGAAAGUGAAAGUAGAAGCUAGCCCAUAGUCUGUUUUAUGCAAGUGAAUUUUAUUCCUUUUCCUUCGAGGUGGUACGAAAGCGAUGACAGACUUUACUUUCCGGCACAGUCUGUAAUAUGGCGAACUCAACAGCUCAAGAUGUGUACCUGGUGCAAAUCACCAUGGUUCAGCAAACUUUCGAGGUCUGCAAAUCUCCCCUCGGGGUUGUCAUCAUGGAGCAAAGCAUGUGGGAAAAUGCCAGGCUGACCACCCUGAGGGACAAAAUGAUGGAACAGAUGCCAAGCAGACUGCCGAAAGAUUUUAUUUUCUGCACAAAAAGCAUGCAUGGCCUAACUAAAGGCCAAGAGGUGAAUGUGAAGUGUCACCAGAUUGCAGAUGACAACAGAGAAGUGUACAUAAGACACAUGUAUGCUUUUCCAAAGACAUUGAUAAAGGAAGCUGUAUGUGAAUCGCUUGUGUUGGGCCAUGUGUUUUGCCCCUACAGCACCACUCUCAAGGAACUGAGAGAAAUAAUGACAAGAGAGAUUCCAAAUAUUAUUCGUCCAGCAACCACGUAUCAGUUUAUGAGCUGCGAUAAUAUCCCGAUUUCACUGAGAGAGGAAAGACAGAUGGGAAUGAGUGAGGUUGUGCUUGGCCAAUCGGUGAGAAUUCAGUAUCUGAACCAAGACGCUGAGUCUAGCUCUUCCAAGCGGAAAUCUGAGACAUCACUAGAGCACAGCAGAGGAAAAGCACUCAGACUUUCCUUCAGCUCUAGCAAGGAUGUGACCCGGCCUAUCAAAGAUGAACCCAUCGUACCUGCUGCAGAAGUCAUGGACAGCAAGCAGUUACUGAUCAGCUACGUGAGGGCAGAGGCCGCUGAGCAUGCCCUGAAUCUCAAGGGGAAGUUGACUGACCUUGGAUUUUCAGUGUAUUUGGAUGUUCACGAGAUCAAGUCAGGAAUUGACUGGCAGGAUGCUCUCAAUUAUGCUGUGAGCAACUGCCAAGUGUUCAUCCCCCUAGUCACUCCACGGUACGGGGAGACGCAGUGGACAAAUAGGGAGGUCAAACUUGCUGAUGUCCUGGGCAAGCCUAUUCUACCAAUCAGCUUCCUGAAUGAGUGGCCCCCCAAGUGCCUUGCCAUCCAGUUUGCCACCACACAGUUUAUCUUUUGGAAGAGUCCACAACGGCCUGAAAAAGAUGACUGCCCAGACAUUCGUGUCUGGGAGAGUUCGUUCAUGGACUCAGUGGUGUCUGAGCUGGCCUUGAGAGUGAAAGCCAUCAAAUUUAACUGUGUAUCUCUAUCCAAGCCAGCUCUCACGAGAAUGAAAACUCUGAUGAAGACGUUCACUGGUCGGUUACCAAAGUCUGUGGCUCCUGUGCUCAGCACUCAAGACAGUGAGGAGCCAAUGGGCUCAAGUGUUGUCAUUUGUUCCCAUCCAAAUGAAGCUGGAUUUGGCUUCAAACUCAAGGGCUGGCUAGAGAGCAUAGGCCACUCUGUGUGGUUGUCUUCUGUCAAGGACUGCAAGUCUUUUGAUACCGGAAUUCUCUCUGUGUGUCUUCAAAAAGCUCUUCACCCUAACAAGUUUGUGGAGAAGGAUCGUGUUCCUGAUGAGCACUACAGCUCUGUAGCCGUGCGGAAAUAUGUGCAGCAGUUCCAGGAAAAUGUGGACAAAGCCCAUCUGGUGAUAGCUGUCCUGUCUGAAGGAUUCACCGGGUCCAAAACCUGCAAGCAACAGCUGUUCUACUGUGAGCACAGAAAGCAGAUUUUGGCUGUUAAGUAUCGUGACUUCAGCUUUCCUUGCUGGCUCUCCAUGCUCAUCAGGAUGCAGAGAGUUAUGGAUGCUCAGAAACCGACUUUCCACAAAACAUUCCUAAUGAGUGUACAGAGGCUCUUGGAUCCAACCGCCAGAAAUUGCUUGGAACCAGAGAACCACGAGGCGAACAUCAAUGUCGCUGUCCAGUACUUGAAAAGAUCACUCCACAUCCAAAAAUGUGUCUAUAUUGCUGCUUCAUCCAACUUGAAAGAUUCCAGAUCUGAACCUAUCUGCAAAGCAAUUGCCCUCCAGCUAGCCAAACUGCCAGAUGUGGUGGUGGUGACAGGUGGAAGCAAGGGAGCCAGUGAGAUCCUCAGUCACACAUUCCACCAGGAGGUGCUCGACCACAAGAAAAAACCUCAUGUGUGGCAUGUGCUACCAGAGAGAGAUGCAGAAGAUGUCAGUGAUUUGUACGCUCAGUGUUCGGAUGGCACUUUCACAAUGAUGUCAUUUGGCAAGACUUUGUUCUGUGGUGGCAGUAUCAACGAGCGAGAGUCUAUUGUGGCCCGCUGCUUCCCCGUCUGUCUGCUCAUAGACGGUGGAAAUUCCUCUUGUCAUGAAGUACAGGAGUUUGUCUGGAGUGACCAUAUUGUGGUGCCGGUCAACUGUUCUUCUGCUACUUUAGUUGGAGACCUCACCGUCACUGACAAGUUGUUUCAGGUCCCUGCUGGAGUUUUGGAGGAUGACUGGAAACAUUUAAACAACAAGAACACCUCUGUGGAGGAUGUGGGGCAGGUUGUAGCAAGGAUUGUGCAGAGUCUUCUAGACCACCAUCAGUCAGAGGAAGAGAGCGCCACCCAGCCCAACACUCCGGAUGCUGUGUCCUCCACUGUUGAGCUGUCGGAGCAUGAAGUCCGACCUCAUAUGAAGCAAGAGUCACCCCCCAUAACAGGACCCCCAACUCCGGUGAAAUUGAGAAGCUUGCAUACAAUGAAAAUCAAUCCUCUAUAGGAGAUUUUGAAUGUGAAUUAUCCCGAGAGAUGCUGAGCCGAGUGUGGCGUGGAUUUUAUUUUUGUGAUUGCUUAACUGAGAUCAAACUGUUUACCUGUAUGUUAUGUUGAGCUUGUCAUAAAUCAUUAUGUCUCAUAUUUAUUUAUUUGUGACUAAAUACACAUAAAUACAGAUGCAAAAAAAAGUUGCAAGCCCUCUACGGCUAUGUGGUAUGAAAAUUGGUAUCUUUAUAAGUGGAGAACACUUUAAGUGUUUUUUAAAUAAUUGUUAUGACUCUUAGAGGUCUUCCUUGUGUCACUAGGUGCCUAGAUAUUCCUAACAGUACCAAACAAGAAGAAUCUGAUGUGAUGUUGGGUUGAGUAAUUACCUGUGAUUUUGGCAAGGGGUCAUUCUAUUUGAUGUAUCAUAAGGUUUCUCUGCCAGUGGACCAUAAAAUGCCCUUUAGUGGGCUAUACAGUUUCUGCUCUGUCUACACUUUUGCAAUUUAUUUACAGUCAUUCUUGCAAAUUGUGACAAUUAAAGCACAAUUUGACUUCCAAUAACUGAAAGCCCCCAGUUUAUGAUGUGAUGUGUUUAGUAAUGAUGUUGUGACAAAGCUGCUUUAAAAGCAAUAUGAACAAACCUUUUUUCAAUGAGGGAAGAAACAAGUAACAUCUCUUACCUUGGAGGGGUUUUUUGUGUGUUUUUACCAAAUGAAACCUUUACAUUUCAGCAAUGUAAAUGUGUAGUAGGCAAUCUGAUAUUGGUCAACUUCUUCAGUCUCUUCUCAGUGUUCCUAUUGUCAGUACCUGUGUUCUCUUCAAUAUCUGUCCAUUAUUGUGCCUAUUCACUAUGUACAACAACUCAGCUCAAACUUUGAGUGGUGUAAAGGUUAUGUUCCUUGUGAUGAGAAAACUUUGUUUCCAUCCAUGCCUGUUUUCUCUGAUUGUGCUUGUGCCAUCUGCUCGUAGAGCUGCUCAUUUGAUAAGGUGUUUCACUGAUAAAUAUACAUACCCGAUAUAUAGUCAGUAAUGCACCUUAAGCCUUCACUAGGAAAUACACAUUUGAUUACAUUUGUAAUAUAUUUUUUUAUAGCUGCUAUUUUGAAUUUUUUUUCAGUUUGGCAUUAUAUAGUAGUGAUUUUUUCAACUUUUGUGGUUGUAGUUUUACAAGUCAGAUUUAGGGCAUUAGUAAGAAAUCUUAUUUUUUAGAUGGAAACAUGCACUCUGUUUCUGUGGGACUUAUUUCUACAUAAUUGAUAGCAAUGUAGAGGAGCACUCACUCACUUAUGUCACUUGUGCACAUACAUAUUUAGUGAGGAAGAAAGGUUGUAUAAAAACAUUUAGUGAGACAUAAAAAGGUUUUAUGUUCAGAAUGAAUAGAUUUUGAACCUACAGAGAAGUCUCAAACUAUGUAGCUUUGAAAAAGCAAAUGACUUUUUACUAUUUUGUUAAGACAUUAAUAUAUUUUCCUUUAUGUUAUGGAGGAAGUGGGGUUGUUACUCUAAGGUUUUCGUUUUUCAUUUUUCACAUUUCAUUUACUUAAAAUAGAAUUUGACAUGAGUUCAUUUAUUUACAUUUGUAGUGAAAGUCUAUUUCUCUGGCAGUGAUCGCUUAACCUGUGAAUUCAAGGCUAGUAUUUUGUUGGAUGGAAAUCAGUAGUAUCCCAUCAUCUUAGAUGCAAUUUUAGGUCCUUGUAAUGUUAAUAAUAAUUUCUUCCGACAACUUUGUUUACCCUGCUUAUUUUGGUGUGUUUCUUUUUUUUUUGGGGGGGGGGGGUAAAUUUUGUCGAGAAUAUGGUCAGAGAUACUCUCUAGGUUGGUGUUUCCUGCACAUUUUAUUUGUCUAAGUGCACAGAUCAUGAGGAAGGAUGAAGUCAAUUGGCCACAAAGCUAGCUCUGUGUAAUGCUUGCUUCAAGUAACAUGUCAUUGAGUUGUGUAUUAGGCUGCAAGUACUUGUUCAAGAACUGUCAGUCAUUAGAUUAUAAUUAUUUAUAAAAUCUUUCUUUGUAUUAUUCAAUUUAUAGACAACAUGCGUACCAAACCCAUUUAUGGACAGAGUUCUUAAUUUUUUGUAUGUUUUAUAUUUCUAUAUGAGUUUAACACCCAAGUAAAUACCAAAACAGUUGGUUCAAAGUUUACUUUAUAGGGUGGUGCUACUAAAAUUCUCAUACAAUAUUUAUAAGUUUAGUUUGUUACAGGGUAUUUGAGAACUUUUCUAUAACUGUAGUUUCCAAAAGUACUGUUCCCAUACCUGACCUUAGCUUAAAAUGGUGCCGGGGAUUGUAUUUACUUUUGGAAAAUUCCUUCCUGCUCCUUUACUCAGUUUAGUAUGCUCAAUAUACAAGGUUGGCAUUCCUCGGUUAUACUCAGGCAUCUUGUUUUGUUUUAUUUUUCUAUCUGUUGGGGAAAAGUUUUAUUGCUUUGAUUACUAAUAUAUCAUUUGAGUAAAUAUCAUUUGAUAGGCAUUUUUUGUUUUGGGGUUUUUCACCCAAUAUUGUGUUCCACAAUCCAUUCCUGAUAAAGCUUGGAGAUUGUCAGUUAAAGAUGGGUUUGAGAAGAGAAACCAAUGAUUGACUAUAGUCGUAUAAAGCUGCUGAGGUGAGUCCUUGUCUAAAGCUUUUCCCCUCUUUGACCAGAGUUUGGGGAUGAGAAAGUCUGAACUUUAUCAAGACUUUCUACAAAGACUUCCAUUUGUGCUUUAUGUUGUUCAUAAUUCAUAAAAAUUGUUUGAGACUUUAAAAAGAAAUAAGCUCUGGGUUUCUUUCAUGAUGAAAUAUUAAGAAAUUCAGGUAUUCCGACUCGUGAACUAAAAAACGUUGACAUUUAUCCAGAGUGUCUUAUUGUUAUGCUCAUUGUCAUGACUCAUGACCAUUGCUCCCUUGCAUUAUUUUUAUAAAUAAUACUGUUGUUUUUAAAUCUUUUUUUUUGUAAGUUUGGCAUGGUGGGUGUUCAAAGUUAUGCUGUGUCUGCAUUUUAGAAUAUAUUUUGUUGGUUAAGUUCUGGGCCCAAUUUUGAUGGGAUAUAGAGGAUAUUAAGAUGAAGGCUGUAAGGCUUUUUGACAUACGCUGUGUAGUUCUCAGCUAAUAUGGAGUGCAGAUAUAAAAAUAUGAUGUUUGAAAACUAGUGUUUUAUUGGAAAGACCAAAAUGGCAGUCUUCCCAAUAUCAUUGUUCCAUGGUGCAUGAAUAGAGAUGGAAGUUAUGUCGUUUUCAGCAAUCCAUACGAAAGCUGAGUGGCUGUCCCCGAUUUCAUUGGUUGUAUAUUAAAUGCAUAAUUUGCCAAAAAUCUUUUAUGGGAUAAAGCAGAAUUUCAUAGAGGUGCACUUCUAUGCCAGGUUGGUUUAUUUGCUUGCAGUCUAUGAUAAAAAACACUUUUCAAAGAAUCAAAGAUAUAAUAUUUAAUAUGACAAUCAGUAUAGAUCACAAACACUGCACUAUACCUCCGAAUUUUUUCCCCCCCUUUUUGCACCAAGUAACAUGCUCAUCGUACAGUUUGGAGUCUCAAAGCUCCAGGUAAAAUCAUCAUUCAGUUGGCAGUCACAAAGGAAAAGAAAUUUAUAGGAAAAGAAAACAAAUGUGUCAGAAGGUUUCAAAUCUUUCCUUUUUAAACUUAACUGCACUACACCUACUGAGUCUUCACAUUCUCUUUGUAUUCUUAGUACACAAUAUGCCCUUUUAGCGUUUGAUCCAGCCUGCAGCUUGGCAAUUCUUAGGGCCCAAGUAUUUUUUUUCCGCUGAAACAUUUGUGCAGAUUCAAUUCAGACCUUUACUCUUGGUCCCAAGGCUCUGUUUUUACUAGUGUUUGGUUGUGAAUAUGCAUUGUGGUAAAUUGCAAAAUAAUUUUCAAAUGUAUUGAGAAAUUAUGGACUAGUUUCCUGCUGCCCUUCAAGAAAUGAGGUCAUUUUUUUUUUUCAUACCUCCCAACAUCUGUGAUAGAUGGAGAUCUACAAAUUGUAAAAAUUAACAUUUAUAUUUUGAUAACUAUGUUGUUUUUGUGCUUACAUCGUGGAAGAGAGGAGUGAAUGUAUUUCUUCAAGGCAAGUCUACUUGAGUUGAUAUAGAUACUGCAUGUUAUUUUCAUAAUGUUUAAUAUCUUGACCCUUAAGGUUGUUGUAAGUUCUGUGAAAUUAAUUGUAGAGCCCUAAUUUCUGUUAUUGUCAUUAUUGCCCCGAUUAGGCUUCCAUGGGACAGCGGUGUGUGUUAGUGUUACAUUCUGUCUGAAGACAGUUAAGUUGUCAUGAUUCAGUGUCAUAUUCCUUAAUUGAAUCUUGUUCUUCAAUAUCAUAAUACAUGCCACUGCCAGUGAUUCUGUGCUUUUUAUAAAGAUGAAAAUGUAAGGGGGUUUUUUCUGCUGUAAUGAGUGUUUUGUGAAUUCAAUGUUCUGUUGCAAGAUUUAUGUAAGUACUGACUUUGUGAUUUCUUUCUUUUUUUUUUCAAGCAGCCUCAUGAUAUAGAUUGUUAUCAUUAAGAGUGUGUCUCCUUUGUAGUAGCUGUGACAGUAUACAACAACUGACAACAAUGCAACUGUAAUAAGGUAUUCAUUCAGCCAAAGUAAUGUGCAAGAUGGUGCUGAGAAUUUUUUAGCAGUUCUGUUUAACUCUGUGUUCAGAUUGUUGACAAUAUGCUUUGGCUGUGACCAGUCUAAAGUACACGCACAGACCAAUUUGUUGAAAAAAGUUUAUUCCGAUUUAUCCAAA
This is a messenger RNA of Aplysia californica (California sea hare), 7461 nucleotides long. RefSeq lists its product as uncharacterized. Lineage: Eukaryota; Metazoa; Mollusca; Gastropoda; Aplysiida; Aplysiidae. Gene Ontology annotation, biological process: signal transduction. The coding region runs from base 158 to 2785 and encodes 875 amino acids. The transcript has 19 exons. The record is from RefSeq and is a predicted model, not a curated record.